UUGUGGGGUAUCUUCCUCACCGGUCUGAGCACCAUUCAUCUUUCUUUCGCCAUUGAAGAAGAUUCUCUCUCUCUCUCCUCCCUCUUGGCCUGCAUUAUUCAAUUUCUCCGGCUGUAAACCCUAAUUCACCACCGGAGCUCCGGCGUCGUCGUCCCCGCGGAACAGUCUUGUUACAGAAGGAAUUGUUUGAUGGGAGACACCGAAAUGCACGAGCAAGAUGUGGCUUCUGGUCUGUACGCGGGUUCUGUCGAGGCGAGAGGUCCAAAUCAGGAACCUUCGGAACCAGACCAAAAUCCUAUAGAAAAACCUCUUUCCCCUGUUCCAGAGGACAAGACUCUUACUUUGGAGAGUGAUGUUCAUUUACCAGACGCCGCCGUUGAUGAUGAAACUGGUGCUGAUGAAGUGACAGACAACCAUGCCAGUGUUGAUGGGAAGAGUGCUGAUCAAUCGAUAAACAAAAGUGUUGGUGAUGAUGGGCAUGAGGAGGAGAAGCCGGAGGAACUAACUCCUCCUCAGGUGGAACAUUCGACUCCUGAUGCUGGUGGUGGAAGUACGAAGAAAUGGAGGACUUGGUUGUUGAGCAAAUCCGAGGUAGUAGAGGCUGAUGAAUCAGGGUCACUAGAGGAACAAGAUGCAUUUAUAAAGGAAGUGGAGAGCUUCCACAGGGAGCAUUUCCUAGAAUUUAAAGCCCCUAAAUUUUAUGGACAGCCCUUAAACUGUCUCAAGUUAUGGCGGGCAGUCAUUAAAUUAGGUGGCUAUGAUGUGGUCACCUCAUCUAAGCUAUGGCGGCAAGUUGGAGAAUCCUUCCAUCCUCCAAAGACAUGCACGACAGUUUCUUGGACAUUCCGCAUUUUCUAUGAGAAGGCACUGUUGGAGUAUGAAAAGUUUUUAAGGCAACAUGGUGAACUUACCCUUCCUGGUUCAGCUUUCUUCCCAUCUUCUGAUGUUGAAAAGGAGGUGAACAGCCAUCUAGGUCCGGGAUCAGGCAGGACCCGAAGAGAUGCAGCAGCUCGUGCUAUGCAGGGUUGGCAUUCUCACCGCCUUCUUGGAUCUGGGGAGGACCCUGAAUCUAUUUCCAAGGAUAAGGGCUUGAAUUCAACCCCAAGGCAAAAGAACCUCAAAAGUAUCGGUGUGCAGAAACACAAAACACCAACUAGCAUGGACCUUGUAGUUUCACAUGAAGGAGGCAAACAAUUAGUAGCUGAAGUUAUCGAUGUCGGGCUGCCUGCUGACUGGGUGAAGAUAAACGUCAGAGAAACCAAAGAUUGCUUCGAGAUAUAUGCCCUGGUUCCCGGUCUUCUUCGCGAAGAGGUCAGAGUCCAAUCAGAUCCUGCAGGAAAGUUAGUUAUAACAGGCCAACCCGAGCAGCUCGAAAAUCCGUGGGGAAUCACAUCCUUCAAAAAGAUUGUGAGCCUACCCGCAAGGAUCGACCCGCUUCAUACAUCUGCGGUGGUGAGCUUUCACGGGCGACUUUUCGUUCGGGUCCCGUUCGAGCAGUGAGUGGCCUGAAUUUGAACUGUGAGGUGCGAGCUAAGCUUGUUCCUUGUCUUAUCUUGUCACCUUAAGUUAAAGCUUGAUCUUCCUCUUUAGUUGUACUAGGAAUUAGGUUUUGUAUAUCAGAACUAAAUGUUACAGAGGUUGUGGACUUGUAACUGAGUAGGAACAAUGAAUGAGCUUUUCUUUCUUUCUUUCUAGGACAAGUUGAGAUCAGGGAGGAUAGUUUGGUUUUAUUAACUAUUGUGAUAUAAAAUGGGAAAGAAAUUAUGUUUCUCUUUA
Molecule: messenger RNA, 1776 nt
Organism: Tarenaya hassleriana
Lineage: Eukaryota; Viridiplantae; Streptophyta; Magnoliopsida; Brassicales; Cleomaceae
Product: AT-rich interactive domain-containing protein 5-like
Exons: 14
Coding region: 190-1500 (436 amino acids)
Biological process (GO): regulation of transcription by RNA polymerase II
Cellular component (GO): nucleus
Molecular function (GO): DNA binding
Source: RefSeq, a predicted model, not a curated record